Messenger RNA from Porites lobata, 6522 nucleotides. The record is from the annotation of a GenBank genome assembly. Lineage: Eukaryota; Metazoa; Cnidaria; Anthozoa; Scleractinia; Poritidae.
AUGAUUUUUAUGUUGCAGCUGCCACUGAAUACAAAGCAAGAACCAAAACUCAGGAUCACUGAAGAGAAUCUCUACUAUCGUCUCGUACUGGUGAGUCUAUAGAUUGGACAUAAUUUGCUUACAUUACAUUUCUACUGCCCAUCUUAGGCCGCUAGAGGAGGAAGACGAGCCCAAAAAUGAACCGAACUCAAUUCUUCGGUUUCGUUCUUAGGCAAGGUUUCAUACACUUAAAAACUUUGACUGUCGGCCUUACACACAAGGCUCCCGUCAAAUUGUAAGAUUGGUUAUCUGUUAUUAAAAACGUCUUUUAAACCAAGCAAAGUUAAGUCAGUCUCCAGCUCGUGGUUCGUCCUUUGUCAACUAUUGCCUUUAAUGAAUUUUCUCUGGCAUUAACAAAGUACAUCUGAAUGAAAACAAAACGAGCAUAGAAAGCCAACAUAAUUGCCGGCAUAGAUUUCAGCUUCGGCCCUUUAGUCUCCAGAAAUAUCACAGAUACUCGAAAGCGACUCCCUAUCAUGCCAUGCGGCCAAUGUAGACUUGUCUUCCAUAAUUAUUAUGUUAGAUGUAAUAGUAAAAGACGAUAGAAAAAUCUUUAGUAAAAACACGUCGUAUGAAAAUUAAUGAAAAGUAAAUAUAUGACACCCACAACACUAGGCAAGACAUAAUACUAAGCAAACAGCUUUGCACUUGCUAAUAUUUUUGUGGUAGUCUACUCCUCCCUCUUUGAAGACGUGCGAGAGAUUUAUUUUCGCUCGCUCCCAGGGUGAUUUUAUUUAUGAAAGACGUACAUAUGAAUAAACAAUUUCAAACAUACACAAAGGACGGAACAAACUUUUACUUUUCAAACUACUAAUCUCGCAGUUUCGAUGGGCCACAAUUUAGAUCAUGGCCCAUUCAAACAACAGUAGUUAGACUAAAUUCCAUCUCAAGUUGAUUGCGCUGAAAGCAAAUGCCAUUUAUCGGCCAUUCACAAAAAUCUCAAGUUGAUUGCCAUGAAAUGUCAAUUUAAAUCGGUUUCUGUUGUUAUUCAUGGGAUCGCUCAGGUUUUCUUUCGCGAAGUAUUCUAGUACCUUAUAGAUUACUGUGCAAAUUCUGAAAGCCUAAGGAUUUUCACGAACGCUCACCGCUGGAGCUGAAACGUUUCUCUUUCUGAAAUAUUACGUAAUUUGGCGUGGACUUUUUUCUGUCCCAUGGCGAGUUUACGUUGUUACGAUGUUACUGUAAAUAAAGUACACAGAUCGCCUGUCGUUCUCUCCCUCUUCUCUCCUGCACUUACACUAUCGACACCAUCCUGUUCCUCAACGGACCGAGAUUUUUUCCACUCCCCUCCCCCCCAACACAAACGAACACACACAUAUGAACUCAACACAUGAACGCAACAUCCAGUGCUUCGGCAUAAGGCCGCUUAAUUUCAUGACAUAAAGAAGGCCAGAGAACAUAUAUUCGUUCACGGGCUACUUCACUCACUACCGGUAAGAGUUCUUCAGUGUAGAGAAUUUGGCUUUUAUUCAGACCGUUUAUGAGACCUGCACAAAAUAAUGUACAGUCGAACCUGUCUUUUACGAACACCGAAGGGACAGAGCAAAAUGCCCGUAUUAGAGAGGCACCCUUCACCACAAUGAUGUCAGUUUUAACAGUUCAGUGACUAAACACAGGCCCACAUUUUUCUUUCAAGUGUAUUUAAACUGAUCAAUAGAGAGCUUCAGAUUCUAAGACGAGUACGACUACGAGAACAAGAUUUCCUCAAUAUUGAAUAGUGCGCGCGCUUGAAUCAGCGUCAUUUUGGCGAGAAAACAUGAUAGCCGUCGUAGUACUGUCAAGCAAGUUAUUUACUUUUAGAAGUUUUAUCGAUAUGCGAUCGGGAGCGGGCUUACCCCCGUCAAUAAAAUAACCUUGCUAACUCUUCUGGUGAAAAAAAAAGCACAAUGAAGUUUCCCCGGGUGUAUAUUUUUUUGAGAUUAUACGGAAAACUUAAGGUCACUAAAGGUCUCUGUCAUUAACGCAGUAACGUACUAUUAAACAAUUAUUCCACGAGUGUGCGUAGCGCCUCGUUGGCUAUAAUUAUCUCACACCCAACAAGCGCGAGUAGAAUCAUUGUUUUGUUAAAAACGCCCACAAAAUAUGGAGAAUUCUUCCCGACUUUAUUUGUAAAAACAACCGACUUUUCAGUUUGUUUUUAAUUUUGAGACAACGCGCACAGUUACCAUAUUCGGAGACCGUGGUAUUAUGGCUCAUGUACCAUGAUGGCUUAGCAAAUCAGAGCUCUAGAAUUGCAUUAUCCAGUGAUUCAGUUUUUAAUAAUAAUAAUAAUUAAUAGACUGUACAUCUCAGUUACCUACACAAACACUUUCCCUUUUCUUCUCUUUGGUCACAUGUUAGGGUAUUUUUUUUAAAAUUUAAACUCCAGUUGAAGGUAAUUCAAUAAAGCGCUGAUAUAUAUUACUGGCGUACCACAAUUUAAUUAACAAACUACCAUCUGUAUCUGUAUUCUGCGUUUUCGAUCAUGGGACCAGCAUCAAAGGUUUGGGUUACUGGGCGAUAGUAUUAAAAUGUGUGUUGGAGAAGAAAACGAUUGAAAUGUCACUUCAUCAAUACUUUGUCGCAUUUACAAAUACAGUGGCCCGUAAAAAUGCAGAACUGCACGUUCUGCGCAUGCUUCCGGGUAUUUCGUUUUAGGUUGUUUACACAAUCUCGUUCCUAGAGGCGGCGAUCCUUUUGGUCAGAGACGGGGAUGGACUCCUGGGUAGAUUGGCUGUUUACAGCCUCUGUAGAGGUUGGAACGAACACGACAAACUGCGCUAAGCCGGACGCCUUGUGAAGCCUAUACAACACAUCAUUCACUUGGUUUUCUGAACUCACUGCAAUCUUGUGGUACAUUGUGUAGCCGUCAUAAGGUGUCCGACCUCCUUAACCCAGCUCAACAAACAGCACUGAAGGGCAGAAAUAGCGCUCAUAAAAAAGAUUAAGAGAAAAUAGACGGUUGUGAAUAAUCUAUUUCGCUUGACAUAAACUGGGCGUUCCGUGUAGAUUGAAUAGUUUGAACGAGUCAAAGGAACGCAGGUGAUAAAAACAAUACACAACCAAACAAAUUUACGACAAUGAUCACUUAAUGGCUUCUGUGGUCUUCUGUUUGAGCAACAAUGAAAAAAAUAGCUAGCUCCGGAAAUGGCGAUUUGAGUGAUCAAUGCAACCUCUAAUGCAUGUUUCAUCGACGCCACCCGCCUUCGAUGAACAAUCCAUUACAAAUUACGAUCAAAUGUUCUGUUUGUAUGCAAAUAUAUUUAAUGGAACGCUAUUCAAUAUUUGGACAGGAGCUACACACUUGACCUCCUAAAUUUUUACCUCCUUUUCUAAUUAUACUGCCCCCUCUUUGAAGUGGUAUAUUCCGGCCGUAUAAACAUGCUAUUUUUUUUCAAUUAUUCCUUUGGUACAUCUGGUAUUUUUCCUUGUUUAUAACCGUGCGACUACUUAUCACCCGAGAAGUAUCUCUAAAGAAAAGGGAAAAAAAAAACAAAACAAUUUGAUCAGUUUUAUUGCAAAAAAUUAAAGAGUCAUCGGAUCGGAGGGCUUCUAAAUUGAAUGAUAGUAAUCUGGUAAAACUUUGCGUUAACCUCAAACAACCUGACAAAACACUUAAUCUCAACGGCUUGGUUGGUCGGCAUUGUUAAAAAUACAUUUAAGCAAGAAACUUAUACCGUGUAAGUGGAUAUUUCAGAACCAACAGCUGUGCACUUGUCGUGCAUAAAAAUGAAUAUUUUCACCUUUAUUAAAUAAAGCUGUUCUUGGUAUGCACUCCAGGACCCAAUCUCUUAAUACCCUGUUGUGUGCUUCGCAACAAUAAUCUCAAGAGUUGAGAUAUAUAAUAUUACUUUUCUGCCAAAUAGCAAUUUAACAGAGGUUCCCGUUUGGCUUUAAGCAUCCUUUUGUUCAACAGUUACCGCACAUUACGUAGCUUUGUUCAAGAGCAAAUUACCCGUAAAUGUAGUUUGCAAGAUCAUGCAAAUUCACGGUGAUUUCAUGUUAUUAGCUAGAGGCACCCAUUUGUUUCACAUCGAUGCGUGCUUUUUACUUGCCCAUGCAGAGAAACAAGAUUUGACAUCAUUUUCCGCAGGAUGUCGAGAGUAGAUUUUAGGCGGCAGGUUUUACUUAACAAAGAAACCUGGCGAAAAGAGUUUCGCUGGAACCGAUCAUCUUAGAACUCACUCAAGGACAUUGUUUGUUUUAUCGCCUGGGAUUAACAAUUGUUAACAUUUGGGCUGUAUAUUGUUGUUUCUUUGAAACAGGAAUGGCUACAGGAGCCAAACUUACAAACUCGACGUCAAGUGCACUUACAGAAGCUCUGCCUACUCAACUGGCCAAGAUAAACCCAGGAAUAACAAAUAUUGUUCUAGCAGUGUUCGUCGCCUUGCAAAUCGUUGUAGCUUUGGGAGGAAAUUUUCUCGUAGUGGCAAGCUUUUACACAUUCCGGGAUCUACGGACAAAGUGCAAUUUUUUCAUCAUCUCUUUAGCAGUCAGUGAUAUUUUGGUGGCUUUCAUCGCUAUGCCAUUCUGGUUCACAAUACAACUAACCGAUAACAAAUGGAUUUACAGUAAGGAGCUGAAACAAUUUUGGGACAACACGGAUAUUUUGUGUGGCACGGCAUCUAUAAUGAACCUAACAGCAGUAAGCUUCGACCGCCAGCUGGCCAUCACCUCUCCGUUUAGCUAUCCCAAGAUCCUAACAACUCGGCGCGUAAUUUAUAUAAUAGGUUUCGUCUGGUUAUACGCUGCGGCUAUAUCAUGUUUAAGGUUAAUCAACGCACAUGAUAUCGACUGGCCAUAUCCGAACUAUCUUUACUUCGUCUCCACUGUAAGCUUCUUUCUACCUUUGCUCGCGAUGCUUGUUAUGUACACUCGUAUCUACCUUGUGGCUAGAUACCAAGCUAAACGCAUCGGGAGAAACUACGCGUCUGAUAUUAAAGCCGCUAAGACAAUCGCAGUGGUAAUAGGAAGUUUUGUCAUCUGCUGGCUUCCGUUUUUCAUGGUUGUGCUAUCAUGGGCAAGCCCUGCCUUAGCUCCUCUACCAACCACUUUCUUCAACAUAGCAAAAUGGCUCGAAUAUUUGAAUAGUUGUCUGAACCCAAUUAUCUACACGUGCUUAAACCGAACCUACCGAAACGCUUUCAGGAAACUGUUUCGUCGAUGCCGGUCCAAAAUUAUGAGAGACAACAGAGACCCUGCUUUGGGCACAACGUGGAUGAGCAUGGCCGAAACACACGCCAUAACGCAGGCAGGGCGCGAAUUGUCAUCCGACACAAACGGACCUAUGAUUUCUAACGGAGGGGCGAUCGAGGAUGUUAAUGAGAACUUGCCUCUUAAAGAUGCGUUAUGAGAUUGCCAACAGUGUUAUCUAAAGAUUGAUUUUGCAUCUGAAUGCCGUCGGUCAAAUAAUUUAAUAUUUAUAGAAAACCUGAUCCUUACACUUAAGAGCCGGUUGCUUAAACGAGUAAAACGGUUGACAAACAAAACUGUGUUUGAGUUAUUUCCAAUUUGGCCCGUCUAAACAUUGUUAACCGGAAACAAUAUCAAUGAAGAACGUAUCAAGCGCGGACUGGAAAGUCGGUAAUCAACUUCAUAGCAAUACUGGAGAUCUAACAAUUGUCUCAAACCGCAAGUUAAGUUCGCUUCGUUUUUUGCAAGCGGCUCAUGGACACGAGCGUAGUUCUAAAACAAUGAAUUUGCUGAUAGAAAGAUAAACAUCACCGGGAAAAGUAGGAAGAGAUAAUCUUUAAACACUGCCUAUACAGAUAGGUGCUUGACUUCAGCACGAGAAUUUCUAUUGUUAUUAACAUGUUUGAAACUUUUGAAAAACUUUUUUUAAGGACGUUGUAAAUAAAGAGCGAAAACACAAAGAGGAAAUGUAACAACGCAAAAUGUCUCGAAAAUUUAGCAAAAAGUAUUGUUAACUUUAUUAUUAACUUUCUCGUUUACCAUAAGAACUGUCAAUAACCUAAGGGCAAAAACACUAAAAGCGCAAAUUUUUCUAUAAUUUUUUAGGUCUUUCAAGAAUUUUCAAGCCAAAUGUCUAAGUUCUGCAGAAUGUUAUAAAAAGGAAAAACGUACAAAAAUUAAGUCGCACGAUAAAGCCGCGUAUCAAAAACAUCGCUGACUUGGAUGCAAAAAAUGGUUUCACAAUGAAACGGAGUAGAAAUAACCCCAAAUAACAACGUCUGGAUCAGAGUUCGUGUAGACUUUCCCGCUGUGAAUCAAGCUUCAUGAGAGCAGUGAUAAUUUAUGACUUUUAUUUAACUCAAGACAAAUUAUUUGUACAGAUAAGCUGAAGAGCUUGCUGAGAACAAAUUGGUUCAUAUAAAGAAACUUUAACAAAUUAGUAAGGACGACUGGAAAUAAUUAAAACUUGAAAUGCCGAAGAGUCUAAAUCAAGAGUAUUACCAAUGUCAACAAAAACCGGCGGAAUACUCUACGAGUUAGAAAUGCAUAGUGGCCGUCGAAGUCCAUCGCAUAUUAAUUAUAUUGUAGCAG